GAAAAAGGCACAGCAACAACGACCGACGAGUAAAACAGAAGCAACCAUCUCUCCUUCUUCUGUUCAUAAGUAGCCAGUUUCAGGAAUCUGCAGCUUAGAACCCUGCUCCAAUGGCGAUUUCGAAUCUUCCUUUCUGUCUCCUUCUCUGCAUCCUUCUCUCCCUCCAUCGCCCUGUUCUCUGCGACAACGAUGAAGAGGACAGUCUUCUUACAGUAGUCAACAGUUACCGAACUUCCCAGAACCUGACAACUCUGACGAAGAACAAGAACGCUGAAUGCCUUGCGGAUGAGAUUGCCGAGCAGUUCAAGAACCAGCCCUGCACCAACACGACCGGUUCAAACACGGUACCAGGAACCGAACCUCAGUUUCCCAACUUCCCGGAACUACUUUCCAAGUGCCACUUGAAUGUCUCCGCCACACGAGACGGCGCGAUAAUGCCAGCCUGCGUUCAUCGCCUCGACCAGAGCGUCGUCCUCUCAAACUUCACGAAAUCUCAGUACUCGAUGAAUCUGAACGAUUCCAAAUUCACGGGGAUCGGAAUCGGUUCCGACCAUGACUGGGUAGUGGUCGUGCUCACGACGAACACCCCUGAAGGAAGCUACUCACCAGCCACGAAGGACAGCUCCAAUGGUGAUGUUUUCGGCGUACGUAUCGUUAUCCACUCCAUGCUUCUGGUUAUAUCCACUGUCCUGUUCUUGUUGUGAGUCCGAGUUUGAAGUCAUGUCCUUUGAUGUGAUUAUAUUGUCUCUGUCUUUGUUUUCCGAUUCAUGAACUCG
This is a messenger RNA of Tarenaya hassleriana, 776 nucleotides long. RefSeq lists its product as uncharacterized. The coding region runs from base 111 to 704 and encodes 197 amino acids. NCBI's taxonomy places the organism in Eukaryota, Viridiplantae, Streptophyta, Magnoliopsida, Brassicales, Cleomaceae. The record is from RefSeq and is a predicted model, not a curated record. The transcript is spliced from 3 exons.